This is a messenger RNA of Orbicella faveolata, 2424 nucleotides long. RefSeq lists its product as uncharacterized. The record is from RefSeq and is a predicted model, not a curated record. Lineage: Eukaryota; Metazoa; Cnidaria; Anthozoa; Scleractinia; Merulinidae.
UUGGACAUUUGACAAAAGCACCAAGUCGACAGCUUACAGCAACUGUCUUUUAAACCUGAGUAAACAAGUCGACUCUUACCUCGCUCGAAAGAAACAACCGAGACUGGAGCAGUGUUUCCCCCAUAAGAAGGUGGUGUAAGGGCCCAUACAGCCGGAGCAUAUCUCGUUUUGUGUAGCACCAGGCGACUGUUUGACACAGCUCUGCAAAAAAACGUGUACUGUAUUUUGAUUUUGUGAUGUCAGUUUCGUUCCCAGGGUCUCUCUUCCCUCCGUCGAGAGAGAUCCUGGGAACGAAGAUGGCUGGUUCCAAAAAUUCAAAGCCAACGGCACAAUUAAUCAGAGAUAGCUCCAUGAUCUCGAGCGAGGAAAAGAUGAGCUUCCAAGUAGAGAUGUAUUUUUGCUCAGGUUUUCUUACUACAUGUUACGUGCGUUUGUUUUCAUUUCAUUCUGUUUAAUUUUUCAGGUGACCGUGAUUGACUCGAAACUGGAAUUAGUGCUGCAGAUGUUACAGAAUAUUCAGAACACACGAGGCUCUCCUUCAGGAGGUAGCCACUCGUACGACUUGCAUUUUCGCGGUAACGGCGACGGCGUAUCUUCCAGGCGUUCAUCCGUGUCACGCGCGCACUCAGAUCCGUUAGACGUCAGGACGCAAAUAAGCUCAGAAGCGCACGGCGUGACUACUCACGUGGUGCGCAACUCAGACAUUCCUUGCGUGACUCUUAGCGAUCCUGAAUCGUUUCCAAGUACGGGUUCACGGCCGCUGUCGCUGAGUUCUGUGCACUCGCAUUCGUUACACGGGAGUGUUUCUGGCGGAGAGCAACAUCAAAACGUGGACCAGAUAGACAACGUUUGCCUCAGUGAUCCCGGCGCUCUUAGCGCACCGCUUCUGUCACGCAUUCUUGUUAACGACAAGAGACAGUUGUCUGACGUGACUGAAGAGAGUCUUGGUGAUUCGAAAGAAAAUGUAGGCGGUUUGACACCCCCCGGACCAAUAUCUCAACAGAACUCGACCGCGUCUGAUUGUGAGCCGGGUCCGGGGAGUGCAGAUAGCUCCUUGACUGAACAAAAAGAUGAAGAACCAGUUUGGGAAAAACAAGAUACAGGUUUAGAAUCUCGACGGCGGAAAAGGAGUCUUUUAAAUUUAGGAGAAACGGAGACAAAGUUGCCAGAUGAUGAAGAGACAUGGGACGCCAAAAAUCCCUCCGAUACAGGCCAAGAAAAAGAUCCAGAGACAUGGAAUGUUGCAGAACUGUACACAGGGACACCAGAGCGAAGAGAUUCUCCCAGCGGAGACAAGGGCACUUCACGGAAGAAUGCCCAAGGACAGUCUGACGGUGAGCCUUCUUCUCGUGCGGUUGAAGAAGGACAUUAUGAUUCGUCAGUUAGGUCUGCGCCGACGAGGAUGUCGGCAAAGAGGCGUCCUCUGGUGAAAUCGAAUCCUGUGGAGGUCUAGAACGCGUUGAAAUUCAAAACGCCAAGAAUAUAUGACCAGACUUGGGCAAUGAUCAUCCAGGGAUUUUCAUCAGCAAUUAUCCCGCUUUUAGAAACUGCGCCUUAAGGAGUAUCAACUCCAACAGUGAUUUCGCGAAGCCCAGUCGAGGACAAGAUUAGAAGAGUUUCCGAUUGUUUUGUCGUCCAAUAAGAAAUUGCAAGAGCCCUACGGGAUUUCCUUCGCCGGGAUUCCGACUGUUACAAAGGGAACUGGGCUCGACAAUUCUCGCAGAUGAUUAGUACUUCUUCCCCUGAUUGCCUGCUCCGGUCGAAAGAAAACGUGAGAGGAAUAAGGAGAAUAAUAACGCGCCAGUUUUCCUUAUCGCUCAAUAUCUACUCACUCUUUUAUGUAGAAAAAGGAACACCUCAGGUUUUAAGUAAAUUUCAAGAAAACAAAUUCCGCUAAAGAUCGAGUAUUGCCUCGACACGCAACAAGACAAAAGUUCUUCGCAAACAAAAAAUUUCUUAGCUCCAAGUAAUUUUAGCAAUGACUUAAAGCACCACAAGAAAUCUUCUUGAUGAAAGAUUUCUCUGAAGCUGGACUCUUAGGUGGUGCGAUUCUUAAUGAUUUUUUUUUUUGAAGGCACUGAUUUUUGGCGCACAAUUGCUUGUGGAUAGCAUUGCUUUUCGCGAACAAAAUAUCGCUAUGAAGGAGUUGACAUGGCCGCCGUUGCGCGCGUUUUAUAGGGCAGUAAUUUUGAACGCUGUUGCGUUAGAACGUUUGCGUUAGUUUUGUCCCUUUACGGGGAGUAUUGAUGAGAAAUUCGCAGAUCUUUUAUUUAAGUGCAAGCUGGAUUGUUUAUUUGUUUUACCAAAUGGCUUGUUUUAUCAAUAUUACUGAGAUUUUUCUCGUUAAAGGUGUAUUUUUAUAGAAACUUAUCUGUAUAAUAGUGAUGGAGAUGUACAGUUAAAUAAAGCGACUGUGAAUAGGAG